Messenger RNA from Seminavis robusta, 1686 nucleotides. NCBI's taxonomy places the organism in Eukaryota, Bacillariophyta, Bacillariophyceae, Naviculales, Naviculaceae. The record is from the annotation of a GenBank genome assembly.
AUGUCUUCUUCUUCAUCAUCAUCCUCCAAAAUAAUGGAAGCAUCCGUGGUGGCAGAUUUGCUUUCUGCCUUGGAAGACGAUGAUUUGAAGGAUGUUUCCUUGAUUGCCAAAGAUGGUCGCGAGAUUAGAGCGUGUCGUUUCUUGUUGGCGGCUCGCAGCAAGAUGCUCAAGCGCAUGCUCUAUGGUAGUUUCAAAGAGUCAACGGCAACGCAGAUUGAAUUGCGACAAUACACGGCCACUAUUUUGGAGGCAGUGGUGGAGUACUGCUACCGCAACCGAGUGCCCGCACAUAUUUUGACCACCGACCGUUCGGCCGAAACGAUUCGGACACUGGUGCAGUUAGCUCAAGCCGCCGAUUAUCUGGAAAUUCCAGGUCUGGUGGCCGACACGGAGGCAUGGGUCCAACGUCGUGUAUCGGAACAUCCGCGUCUGGCAUGUCCCGUCUUUGACGAAGCCGAUGAAGGAUCCGAUCUGUUUGAUUGUGCCUGUCGCAUGAUCCAGUGUCGACCUCAUGUGGCAUUGGCACCCGAUGACAAGGGACAAGACGGUUCUUCCUCCUAUUAUGCAGGUGGGAUCGAAUGUCUCAAACCCAAUCGCAUUGAAGCACUCAUGAAAGACCAUGAAAUUGAAGCAGGAGAACUCUUCCUGUUUGAAAUGCUCAAACGAUGGGUAGAUCAUGCCGCCGAUUAUCACCAGGCCGAAGCGCUGCAAGUAGCACGAGAAUGUGGCAAAUACUUCCGACUGCAUUACAUUGAACCGGACGAGCUACUUUCGACCGUUCAGAAAUCAGGACUCUUCCCCGCCAACCUCAUUGUCGAAGCCAUCAUGCGUCAAGCCCUCAAAGCUUCUCAAAAUCGAGUCUGGUCCAUCAAUUGUCGAGGACGAGACAACAAUGUCGACAGAGUCCUCGUCGAAAAAAGCGGCCAUCCAGAAGUGAAUGGAGUCUACUACCGAAUCAAGGGGCUCAACAAGGGAAAUGACGUCUACAGCAAACAUGAAGUAUCCUGUGGGCAGCUACUCGUAUACACACUCUCGUGCACAACAAAGGAUGAUACCAUUGAAUCACGCAUCUUUUGCAGCAAAGUCCUCACGCACCGGGCCAUUCACAAUCUACUGACACUGCACAAACAACCUGUCAUUCCAGUCGCUUCCAUCUUCCAACCUCUUCUUCAAGUGAUUCGGAUCGAAAAGCCCAAAAAGCUGCACGACAAUUCGCCCCUAUCCAAACUUUGCAAGGUGGAACUAUCGGACGGCGACCACUCCAUGUCAGGGACACUGGCAGAAGACCUUACCAAACUAGUGCAAGACGGAUUGAUCCAGGAAUUCUCCUUGGUCAAGGUGCUAGCUUGCGAUGCCUAUGAAUUGGGUGGUCGACAAUGGGUCCAUGUCAAAGAAGUAUCCAUAAUAGGUGCCUGUCCGGGAUGUCCAUUGGGAGAUCCAACGGGAGUCCGGGUGUUGGAAGAUUUGGAGGGCACGUCGUUGGACAAUGCUGGACUCCAAAAGCUUUACUCUUGCUACUACCCGGUCGAUCAACAAGCCAAGGAUUCCAAGAUCCCUCGUAAAGGCUGGAACGUGGAAGAGUUUGGAGUGGAACCGGUGCCACGAUGUACUCUCAUCCCGGCAACCUCGAGACGGUUUGGGGACCUGUCGACGUGCAAUUCAAAUGAUGAAGGCGACUCGUCAUAG